AUGUCAACGAUGAAAGCCCUCCUCCUCACCAAAACAGGCGAAACACCAAUCCUAUCCUACACCACCGUCCCAAAACCAACCCUGACCCCCGGCCACCUCCUCAUCAAAGUCAAAGCCUCCGCCAUCCAACCCAGCGACCUCAUCAACUCCAAAGGCGGUUUCCCAUUAACAAUAUUCCCACGCAUCCCCGGCCGCGACUUCUCCGGAAUCGUGGUCGAAGGUCCCCAAAACCUCAUCGGCACCGAAGUCUUCGGCACAAGUGGAAACAAGCAAGCCUUCACCACCGACGGUGCACAAGCCGAGUACAUCCUCGUCCCAGAAGCAGCCGUAGCUCCAAAACCUAAGAGUUUAUCUUUCACACUCGCUGCUACAAUCGGCGUGCCUUAUACUACUGCCUCAACAGCGCUACGCAGAUCCGGUGCGAAGAAAGACGAUUUCGUGCUCGUCAUCGGCGCGAAUGGCGCCGUGGGCUCAGCAGUCGUGCAACUAGCUAAAGGCAAAGGAUGUAAAGUCCUCGAAGCAUCGCGGCAGGAAAGCGCGGAUGUGAAUACCGCGAGCGAUCCUCAGUUAUCCGCCAUCGACGCCCUAACAAACGGACAAGGCGUCGCUGCCAUCAUUGACACGGUAGGCCAACCUGCGCUCACUUCCGCAGCGGUUGCGAAAUUGGCAAGAGGUGGGACGCUUGCGUUUAUUGCUGGCCCGAGAGGCGGAAAUCAGGAUUUGACGUUUAACAUGGUGGAUUUCUAUCGGGGGGAGAGGAAUCUGGCGGGUGUGAAUACGCUUUUGUAUUCUGCGGAGGAGUAUGCGGUGGAUUUGAGGGGUGUUGGGGAGAUGUUUGAUGGGAAUUUGUUGGUGCCUGGGAGCGAGUGGAAACAGGUUAGGCUGGAGGAGGGGGUUGCUGGGUAUGAGAGUGCGGCGGUGAAGGGGGCGGGGAAGUUUGUGGUUGUUAUGGAUUGA
Molecule: messenger RNA, 957 nt
Organism: Glarea lozoyensis ATCC 20868
Lineage: Eukaryota; Fungi; Ascomycota; Leotiomycetes; Helotiales; Helotiaceae
Product: GroES-like protein
Exons: 1
Coding region: 1-957 (318 amino acids)
Molecular function (GO): oxidoreductase activity
Source: RefSeq, a predicted model, not a curated record